AAUGGUAUAGUUUUGAAUUUAUUCUAAUAUUUUAAAUGAAUUCAAAAUGUAGUAAUUUUUUCAUAUAAUAAUUUAAAAUGUUCUUUUUUUAAUUAGGAAUCGAAGAUAUCAGCAAAGUUAGUAAAUAGCUCAAUGCCGGAAAAUUUAGAUAAUGCCGAUGAUGGUAAAGCUGAACAGGUAGACAAUAUUUCUGAAGUUUCGUUAUCUGAAGAUUCUGUUGAUGGAAAACGAAACGGUAAAGAAUCAGAUGAAACUAAAAAUAUUUCUCCUAAGAAUGAUUGUCCCUUGAACGAAACUAAACACGAGGAAAAAAAGGAUUCCAAACCUAAUGAUAAUAGUGCGUCUCAAUCUGGGGUUCAACAUCUGGGCUUAGACGACGAUGAUCAUCUUUUUGGUGAAAAUAGUGACAACAUGAUCCUGUUAAGGGAUGGUAUUUAUGUUAAGAAAAUAAUUUUGGAUACGGCUUUACGUACUUCAUGCCAAGGCUCUCAUUUAGACCGACAAUUUUUGGAAGGAGUUAUGAAGCCUGAAUACUUGCGUAGAUGUACUAUAACUGGUAAUGCAAGUCGCGGAAAAAAAGAUCCGAAAGUCUUGCCAAUACACGGAGCUGCGAAAAAUGCUAUUAUUGGUAUGCUAUUAUUUUCAGCAAAUAGAUUUGUUAUGUCCAAACAAUUUUUUUUUAUGUUAAUAAUUAUUUAAAAUAAUUAUUCCUGAGCUCCUCUUUGAAAAGCGCGCGAAAACGCAGCGUCAGCUUUUUCACCUUUUUAUGCGGCAAAGAAUAGUGGGAAGACACCUGCAAUAAGUUUAACGAAUAAACAAUAAACUGUCGUCACUUUCCACCAAUGACGAUAAUUAAAAAUUCCCCAUCAAUUGUCAAAGCAAAGUUUAUAAAAAGCCUGAGCACCAUGGCUCAGGGCCUUCAGUUCAUUUUUAACUUCUUGGUCCGCGUAAACGGCGUCGAUAGCCCGUAAUCUUAUUGCAGAAAUCUUCCGACGUGGCAAUAAGUAAUCGUCGCUGAUUUAGGUAUCCGGCUGAUCAAUUUCGUGUAGGAUAUUAUUUUAUCAGUUACGGUUUUCCAAAUUCACUUUAAAUAAAUUGUAAAUCGAUCUAGGUAUCCGGCUGAUUAAUUUCGUGUAGGAUAUUAAUUUAUUCAUUUACAAAAAUUCAAAUCGAUUAUACCGUAAAUCGAUCUAGGUAUCCGGCUGAUUAAGUUCGUGUAGGAUAUUAAUUUAUUCAUUUACGGUCAUUAUUAAUAGAUUA
Messenger RNA from Microplitis mediator, 1260 nucleotides. RefSeq lists its product as uncharacterized. The record is from RefSeq and is a predicted model, not a curated record. NCBI's taxonomy places the organism in Eukaryota, Metazoa, Arthropoda, Insecta, Hymenoptera, Braconidae. The coding region runs from base 133 to 699 and encodes 188 amino acids. The transcript has 3 exons.